Messenger RNA from Hyposmocoma kahamanoa, 582 nucleotides. RefSeq lists its product as uncharacterized. Bases 55 to 582 code for a protein of 175 amino acids. The record is from RefSeq and is a predicted model, not a curated record. Gene Ontology annotation, biological process: proteasome core complex assembly. Gene Ontology annotation, molecular function: proteasome binding. Gene Ontology annotation, cellular component: endoplasmic reticulum. Lineage: Eukaryota; Metazoa; Arthropoda; Insecta; Lepidoptera; Cosmopterigidae. The transcript is spliced from 2 exons.
CUUGUCAAGAAGUUUGAUUUUAUUGUUAUUUUAAUAAAAAUAAAUUACUUAAAAAUGUGCUCAACAUUUGGAGAAAUUCUUGAACCUGUAAGCCGCACGGCAUGGGAGGACUGGGAUGAAAUCAAUCCGCAACACAAAACAAAAGAUUUAAAAUGGUCUCAAGAUCUGAAAAGUCCUGAAGAGAUAGAAACAUUUGUAAUAAUGGAAGGAAAAUAUCUGUCACAGUGCAUAAAAUCACAAACUCAUCACAGAUUAGAGCUUAUUGAUUGGAUUCCUGAAGUGAAUCUACAGUUGUUUAAAUUUAAAAUGUCUAACAAAUACAUUUGUACUGUAAAGAACUAUAACUUGGUGAUGAGCAGUGAAAUAGUACAGCUACUGAGGCCAUAUUUGGCCGUUAGUGCUAAUGUUGUAGCAAUACAGACUAAAGCAUUGCCUGAGUAUCAAGCAAUGGAAACUUCUGCUCAAGACUGUAUCAUAAGGACAAUCCGAACAAGCAAGAGUUCCAAAGAACUUGAUGUAGAAUUCCCGCAGCUUGAACAACCUAACAUUAUAUCAGGAGUAUCUGCCGGAGGUAAGGCUUAA